AUUAAUAUAAUAUAUACUGUUCGAAGAAUUUUAUCAAUCAAAUCUGACAUGUUUAUGGAUAUAAAUUUCAUACGUGGCGGUAAUUUCCUGUAAUUAUCAAGACAGCCACCAGAUGCCAGGGCGCCUUGAGCGGCUCUUGUAUACGCCGCGAUCUCAGGCCCUGAACUUAGUCGCGCGCGGUGAACGUUCCGUCCUACCGUCGAAUCUUCGCGCGCGUCUCGUCGAGAGUGACAGUUCGAAAAGUUCUUUCCCGUGGGAGAAAAGCACGAUCAGUUGUGCGUCGUCGCGAGUUAACAAAGCCGUGGUGCACGUGCCACUCAUAGGGAAACACGGCGUUCCGCGUUGUACCGAUAUAAAAAGUAUCGUGGUGGAAUCGGCGAGCGUUGGAGGCUGAACGGUGACUCGUCUCGUCGGAACGACACGGACUUCACGGUAUACCGUUCAGUCACGUGGCAUUGGAAAUAAAAUAUCGUAGUACGCCGCGAUGUCAACAACCGGACAGUGGCUAAACUUUGUUUAACAUCGGUGCGUGGCUAGUGUCGUGACCGAACUUUGUUUACAGUGGUACGUCGACCGCGGUUAAUUGUUCGAGGAGCCGCCGCGAGUGGAACGUUUUCUCUUAUCGAGAUUACCGUGAACAGUGUGUGAGCGUGUGUGUAAUUGAAUCGGACUAUCGAUCGGACAAUCGACACUCUGCGUCUGCGGUUGAUAAGAAAGAAAGAGCCGUUCAGUUCGCGCGUAUUCCAAAUGCGUCUUGACCGGAAGUUGAGGAUCAUCGUAUUGGCAGGGUGGCAGAGGAUGCACGGGUCUCGGGCGGGAGACGAGGUCGCAGUAGCGUGCGUCAGGCGCUUCGGUAGCAGAGGUUCUCACUGAGCUGGCUUACCCUGCGGUGGAUUUAGGGGGCUGUAUGGAGGCCGGGGGGCUCCUGCCCCGCCAGCCCCCGCAAGGCCCCCCCGGCACAGCGCCUGGCCCAAUUUCGGUUUGUGUGGGCCAGGCUCCAAACGCAAACAACGUAAAUAACGUGCAGAGCAACGUGCUCGGCCAAUCGGGCAUCCACGAUCUGAACGCCGGCCAGUUAAACGUGACCGGGCAGCAGCUGCAGUUGCAGCAACAAAUGGGUCAAGCACCUGGCAUGGGUGAGGUGGUCACCCCCAAGAGACAGGCGGUCGUUGAUCGUCUGAGACGCAGGAUCGAGGGUUAUCGGAGAAGACAAACGGAUUGUAUACCGCGCUUCGAUCAGAGUUUCAACGGACUUUGCGAACAGAAUAUCCAGGACACGUUGGUGUUGAAGCAACGUUUCUUAGAGAACAAGGCGAAGCGGCAGGCUAAGAAGACGGAUAAGAAGCAGAGCGAGCCGGUCGGUCUCUCCAGCGUUCACGUGGUGAGUACAUAUGGAGUUCUUAUCUACAGUAAUUUAACGCAGAUUUAUGGGUGAGCAUGAG
Molecule: messenger RNA, 1442 nt
Organism: Ceratina calcarata
Lineage: Eukaryota; Metazoa; Arthropoda; Insecta; Hymenoptera; Apidae
Gene: mam
Product: neurogenic protein mastermind
Exons: 2
Coding region: 908-1435 (175 amino acids)
Biological process (GO): positive regulation of transcription of Notch receptor target; Notch signaling pathway
Cellular component (GO): nucleoplasm; nuclear speck
Molecular function (GO): transcription coactivator activity
Source: RefSeq, a predicted model, not a curated record